Nerophis ophidion (straightnose pipefish) is the source of this 12899-nucleotide messenger RNA. It is a transcript of the gene tnrc6c2, whose product is annotated as trinucleotide repeat containing adaptor 6C2. Gene Ontology annotation, biological process: miRNA-mediated post-transcriptional gene silencing; positive regulation of nuclear-transcribed mRNA poly(A) tail shortening. NCBI's taxonomy places the organism in Eukaryota, Metazoa, Chordata, Actinopteri, Syngnathiformes, Syngnathidae. Gene Ontology annotation, cellular component: nucleoplasm; P-body. The transcript has 22 exons. Gene Ontology annotation, molecular function: RNA binding; protein binding. The record is from RefSeq and is a predicted model, not a curated record. The coding region runs from base 718 to 6348 and encodes 1876 amino acids.
CUGCUCUCGGGGGUGGAGAGAAGCGACACUGCGGUGUUUGCUAGUCGGAUCAAAAUGGCUGCAAGACCACUGACGCCGAGAGCUCACUGAACGCCUACCAUGACUGUGCUCUCCGCCGUCUGGACCCACACAAAAUGUAUUUUACCGGACUCGCUUCUCACUUUGCAUUUUUUGCGGUAGCCGGUGCGUCCCAAGCCGUCCCGCUGGCGAGCUAAACCUUUCUUUUUUUAGCACUUUAAACCUAGUUAGCCGGCUGGCUUUCGGACGGCCGUUUGCUAACACGGACAAAAAACUGCGCCAUAAUUUUUUUGUUGUUGUUUAAACUCUACCAGCUGACGUUGGCUCCGACAAUUUAUCCGGCUUUCAACGGCCGUUUUUAUCCGCAUCGUUUAUUUUUGUUGUGGUUGCUGGCUGCGCUUCGCCCCCCUCCCCGCCCCUUUCCUGUAUCGCAUAUGACGUUUUAGCAUUUAUUAUUUUGGACAAGUGCUUUUUUUUGUUUACAUGUCCCCCCCGCCCCCCAGCUAUACAUUAUAAUAUUGUGUUUUUGGUAUAAGUGACUGAAGAGGGGUCGUAGUUUACCUCGCCAUCCGGUCACCAAGCUGCUACGGCGGUCGUCGACAAAGCUGCCGGGUCUUGACUGAAUCUCUGUCGUCGCUUUACGGGUAACUUUGCAGAGGACACCGGGAGGAUGAUUUCAAGCUGCCAAAGCCGUGGUUAAUGCAAGCUGAUAGAGGCCAGCAACACAAGAAAGACAACCAUUUGAUGGAAGAAAAGAGAAAGAAAAAGCAAGAAGAAAAGAUCAAAAAGGACAACGCUCAAAAAAAGGCUACAGAACAGAAACCCAAAGUGCCAGAGCCUGCUCCCACUUACCCCAGUCCCGGCACAUCCAACCACCACCCCCCUGCCAGUCCUAAGCUACCCCUCUCCUCUUCAUUUUAUUCUGGCAAUGACCAGCGCAACUCCUCCAGUAGCCAGCCACAGAGUACGACUUCCUCUCAGCUGCAGUGCCAGUUGUCAUCUCACGGUGCUCGCUACCCGCCAAGAGAGGUGCCCCCACGCUUCCGUCAACAGGAGAACAAGCAGCUACUGAAGAGAGGCCAGCCAUUACCAGCAGGAGCCUUCAGUGCUCUCACACAGUCCUCCUCGUCGUCUUUGUCACCUUCAUUACCUUAUUCUUCACCUUCGACAAGCACCAGCAUCACUACCCCAAACUCCACAGAGGUCCCUGCAGGCAAACAGCAGCCAGACAUAUCCCUGCCGAGUGGCAAUUGCUUUUUGGGAGCAUCCUUGCAAGCUGACAGCGUUUCCCGUGCCAACAAAGAGAUUGAGAGAAGUGACACUAAAGCUUGGCCCUCCAUUAGCCACAGCAGUGACCCCAGCCGUCCUACAGCACCAGAAUGCCCCUUGCGCUCAGUUAGUUUCAGCACAGACGUGAGCGCUGUCACUCCCACCAGUAGUACUUUUCUGAGUAUGGCCACAGGUGCCACAGGCCAACCGGCCAACUACCCAACUCUUAAAUCUAACAAUAACAUGAUGACAGGACCUGGGUCAGCCAACACGUUAUCUAGUAACAAAGGUUGGGGUUCAGAUACCAAACAAGAUGGAAUUAAUGGAGGGCGAGUAGGAACGCCUAAUCACUGGGGCUCACCCGGUUUUAAUUUAAAUCUAAAUCCCAAUGCCAACCCAUCAGCCUGGCCAGUUCUUGGUCAUGAGGGGGGUGGUGUUAUUGGCCCUAAUGGGGUGUCCACCUCAUCUCACCCAGCAGGCAAUGGGAAUGGAAAUCUUGGGAAAGGGGGUGUUGGAGGUGCAAAUGCUUGUGGUGGAGGUUGGGUUAGCAUGGUUGGUGCUAAUGAAAAUGAACAACAGCGGUCCUCAACCAACACAAGCUUGUCUUUCAAUAUGGAAACUAACCGGAACACGGAUGGACCAAACCACAACAAGCAACAAGCUCAGGAGCCUAUGAGCCCUAUCCAUGGCUUAACUGGCUGGGGAGGCCAGUCACCUACUGAAUCAUCUCAACUUAAUGGAGACACAACAGGCAGCUCUGUUUGGGGUAGUCCAGAAACCAAGGCAGUUGACUCCCCAAAGGACUCCGCCUGGGAGGGAGCACCCUCUGCAGAUCUCUCUUCCUGGGGCCGCCAAGGUAGUGGUGGGGGGAGUAAUGGAAGCGGUGGCUGGGGAGACUGGGGAAAAUCCUCCGGAGGUGGAGAUGGAUCGAAGGCCUGGGACUCUCUUGAUGCCGGCAGUUCGGGUUCGGGUCAAGAGCAACAGCUUGGCUCAUGGGGUAAGCAACCUGGAACUGCCCCAGAAAGCGAGGGGAGUGGGGACAGCAGAAAUGGCCUAUCUCACAACAGAGAGAGGUCGUCGAGCAUGGAUUGUACCCCUCUGUUACCACGACAGGACUUGGACCCAAGAGUACUAAGUAACAUGGGCUGGGGGCAGACUCCCAUUCGACAGCACACAGUAUGGGAGAUGGAGGAGGCAAAUUCUGAUGAUGGGAAAAGCAGCAGCGGCAGCUCAGACACAUUUGAAGGUUCCAGCUCUAGCAGUGGUCCUUCUUCCGCAGAUAGCAGUACCGUCAACCCCAAUACUGCUGCUAAUCAAAGGCAUGAAUCCGAAGGAAAACGUGACAGCGAUGGAUCUUUAGGUUGGGGAGGCCUUCCACCUCAGCAGGUCAAGACUGGAUCUGGAUGGGGUGAUCACCCACAGUCACUGAACGAAGCAGCUAAUGGCACCACCAGUGGCUGGGGAGACUCAAUGCCAACCAAUGGACCUAAAAAUGUGGGCAUGACAACUUGGGGCUCUCAGGACAAGUCCCCUACUUGGGACAGUGACGUGACUAAAAGUCAGUCCAAUAAUUGGGGGGAGUGCCCACGUAGUAGCUCCCACGGUUGGGGCACUAGUAAUGGGGGCUCCAACAGCUCGAGGGAUUGGGGUGAACCAGAAAUCAAGAACAAUGGGUCCCCCAACAGCAUGUGGGAAGGUGAAGGAGGAAAUGGAGGUAAUAGUGGUUGGAAAGAAAAUGCUAGAGGAGGAAACCGAGGAGGUAUUAAGCUAACUUCCUCUGUGAGCAACAGCACUUGGGGAGAGACCUCACGUGCCAAUGGCCCAGUGCAGGGUACCUGGGGCUCGUCUAAGCCCAAUGAAAGCAGCAGCAGUAGCAGCACUGGUAGUGGAGGAGGAGGUAGCAUUGGUUCUUGGGGAGGUCCUGGGUCUGUGAAACAGAACACCUCCAACUGGAGCAAUGUCAACAAACAGGACCAGUGCUUGGAGUCCACUGGUUGGGAAGAGCCCUCACCACCCUCCGUCCGCAGAAAGAUGGAGAUUGAUGAUGGAACAUCUACCUGGGGUGAUCCUAACGCAUACAACAAGACUGUCAACAUGUGGGAUCGCAAUAAUCCUAAUGGUAACCAAGGCAACAAUGGCCCGCCCUCCAUUAAGAAUGGUGGUAUGAUCCCACCCAACAAUACCAACAACAAUCAUUCUGUCAGCCCUGGAAACAACAAUCACCAUGGUCAUCUGAUGCACCACCAUUCUCACCAUGGCAACGCACCAAGCCAUUUGCAACACCACGGAAACAACUAUGGCUCACCCAACAAUUGUGCCCCGCACCAGGGUGCAGGCCCCCACAGUAGACCUCCUAUUGCUAACCCAGGCUGGGGAGAGCUUCCCAACGUACAACCCAAGUCAGAGCCUGCUUGGGGAGAGCCUGCCGCUCCGACAUCAGCUGUGGACAAUGGCACCUCCGCCUGGGGUAAACCUCCAAGGGGAGCUGGAGGAUGGGGAGGAGAUGGUGGACAUGAGCCCUCCGGGCCUUAUGGCAGGGCCAACGGACCCUCUUGCAAGUCUGGUCCAAAACCUAUGCAAGACAGCUGGGGAAGCGGAGGCGAGGAAAUGGGCAUCACUACAAACCAGUGGGACACUGAGGACGGGGACAUGUGGAACGGCCCCACCAUGCAAGAGAGCAGUUCUUCUUGCAAUUCUUGGGGCAAUGGACCCAAGAAGGGCCCGAGCAAGGUGAAGAUGGGUAACAAGCCGGAUGAGACAUGGAUCAUGAACCGUCUUAUCAAGCAGCUCACUGACAUGGGCUUUCCAAGAGACCCUGCUGAGGAGGCUUUGAAGAGCAACAACAUGAAUCUUGACCAGGCCAUGAGUGCUCUGCUAGAGAAGAAAACUGACCUGGACAAGCGUAGUGUAGGCAUGUGUGAUUACAGCAACAGCCUGAACAAGCCUCUGGUGUGUCGACCAUCUGUGCUCACUAAAGAUCACUCUGACCGCAACGCCUUUCUUGACAAGGAUGGUGUUCUGUCCGAUGAUGCCCCCCCAUCACCGUUUCUGCCUUCCCCCAGCCUGAAGCUCCCCUUGGCCAGCAAUAGCCUUACUGGGCAGGGUCUGGGACCGGGCCACUCUGGGCUGGGGAUGCAAAACUUGACCAAUAGACAGAUACCCAGUGGAAUGUUUGGCAGCAGUGGGGCAGCACAAAGUCGGGCCAUGCAGCAGCCUCCUCAGCUACCAGUGCCACCUCUCAGCUCCUCCCAGCCUAGUUUACGUGCUCAAGUGCCUCCGUUUCUCUCCCCUCAGGUCCAAGCACAGCUCUUGCAAUUUGCAGCAAAAAACAUUGGUCUGAACCCUGCACUUUUAACCUCACCAAUAAACCCUCAACAAAUGACCCUGUUGUAUCAACUUCAGCAACUGCAAAUGGCAUACCAGCGUUUACAAAUCCAGCAGCAGAUGAUGCAGGCUCAACGCAACGUUUCCGGCCCCAUUCGACAACAAGAGCAGCAAGUCGCACGCACAAUCACCAACAUGCAGCAGCAGAUCCAGCAGCACCAGCGCCAGCUCUACCAGGCGCUGCUGAUGAAGCAGCAGCAGCUUCCCUCCCAUUCCACCUCCUUUUCUUCCUCUUCCGCCGGUCUGCACGGCCCCACUGGAGGCUCCGCAUCCGGCAAAUCAAACCUGGAUCCUUUCACAGGCCCACAUCAGACCUCGGGCCUGGCCGAAACACUGCACACCAAAGAGUCGCUGUCCUCACCCAAUGCCUACAGCACCUACUCUCUUUCUGGACUCAAUCCAAACAUGAAUGUAAACUGCAUCGAGGUCGGAGGUCUGUCACUAAAAGAACCCCCACAGCCCCAAUCCCGCUUGUCCCAGUGGACACACUCCAAUGCCAUGGACAACCUCAGUGGCAACACCUCAAACUUGGAGAACAACCUCAACAAACACGGUGCCAUAUCUGCUGCCUCAACUCUAGGGCCCCCUGGGAAACCUCCCCAGUUGGAGGACUCCUACAGUCCAUACAGUCUGAUGUCCAAUUCAGAGUCGCCUGCCAGCCCUUUGGUGCCCCCUGACAGCUGGGGCCAGGGAAAAAACCCUAAUGAAAAGAUCACCAACGGGACCAACAUUAACUGGCCCCCAGAAUUUUGCCCAGGUGUGCCAUGGAAGGGCCUCCAGAACAUUGACCCGGAGAACGACCCUAACAUGACGCCCGGCAGCGUCCCCAGCGGUCCCACGAUCAACACCAACAUCCAUGAUGUCAACAGAUACCUGCUGCGUGACAGAAAUGGAGGUAAACUGUCGGAUGUGAAAUCCACCUGGUCCUCGGGACCCAUCUCCCAGAACCAAGGCUCUCUGACCCACGAGCUGUGGAAAGUCCCUCAAGGCCCACGUGGCUCCACAGCCCCAUCUCGCCCUCCGCCAGGCCUCACCAACACCAAGCCGCCAACUUCCACCUGGGGGGGGAACUCACUGGGGCUCUCACAAGGCUGGAGUGGCUCCUACUCCUCUGCAGAGGGAACUACCUGGAGUACAGACAGCUCCAACAGGACCAGCAGCUGGCUGGUGCUCAGGAAUCUCACACCUCAAAUCGACGGCUCCACUCUGCGGACUCUGUGCAUGCAGCACGGCCCCUUGAUCACAUUCCACCUCAACCUGACCCAAGGGAACGCCGUGGUGCGCUACAGCUCCAAGGACGAGGCCGCCAAAGCCCAGAAGUCUCUGCACAUGUGUGUGCUGGGUAACACCACCAUCUUGGCGGAGUUUGCCGGCGAGGAGGAGGUGAACCGCUUCUUUGCACAAGGCCAGUCGCUGUCCUCCAACACCACCACCAGCUGGCACGCCAACCCGGGACCCAAUCAGAAUCGAAUGGGCGGGGCAGCGCUGUCCCACUCCAUGGGCCAGUGGAGCAGCGGCGCAGGCAAGUCCAGCGGCGGCGACCUGCUUUGGGGAGGCGUGCCCCAGUACUCCAGCCUGUGGGGGCCUCCCAGCGGAGACGACGCCCGGGUGAUGGGGAGCCCCACCCAGAUUAACACCCUGCUGCCUGGAGACCUGCUGAGUGGGGAGUCCAUGUAGGAGGAUGCCACACCACGUCCAUGGAGGAAGGCGGAGGGGCUUGUACAGGAGCAAAAUCCAAGCAAAUCAUGUGGCGAUAAUCAGCACCAUUUUGGAACUUUCUGGAACUGUGAAAUGUGAAGCAGAAAUCUGAGGUUUUCUCCCACACAGACUUAAGACCUCAGUCUUUUAUUUUUGCAACAAACUGACGCAUAAAACAAAAAACUUUUUUAUUUUUAUUUUAGAAGAAGCAAUCAAAGCUGCCAUCUACCUUUUUCCUCCAAGAAGAAUGAAAUCAUCCCAAACAAAAGCAAGCAUUCCCAGCAUGCACUGCGGCCAAUGAGGUGGUGGGAGGACCGCUCCUCGUUACCUUGUUUCUCAGCACUACAAUUAGCCUUAAGUGCUCUCUGGCCCAGGUUCUUCUUCCCAAGCCGCCUUUUUCUUUAGUGGACUCAUGAAGUACGUGAUGUAGUCUUGCACACUUUCACCUUCUUUGACCGCAGCGUUUGUCUUCUCUGCAACGCUGCUGGCUGCUCGGGGUUCUGAUGUCUGUCCCAAAAUGUAAGCUAUGUGCAUAUUAAUCACGGACAAGACCACCCGGCUAAUGGGGGUCACCUCCAGUUCUCACUGGUGCUUUUUCUCUUCAGUCUGACUCGGUGGGCAGGGAGGAAAAACACGACCCCACCUUUGACAGUUUACAUUGUGCAAUAUCCACCCGACAACUUUUGCUUUUCUUCUUCUCGUCGUGUAUUCCAUUGUUGUUUGGAACUUGAAAGACCUUCCUUGGAUUCCCUCCAGAGCGCCGGUCCCCCAAGUUUUAAAAGGCAGCGGGGACUGAACCCUGCAACAGAGGAAAAUGUCCUCUUUGCGUGCCGUACCCAACAAAAACUGGAUCCACAGGCCUCUGGGUAUCUGGCACACUACCAAAUAAAAGGACGGCGGUGCUCCUAAUGCAGUAAACUUACGAGUGUUCUGGAUCAACAGAGGAAAGACACUUUUUUUUUUUUUUUCAUUUUGUUGGAAAUCAUAGCACUUAUGAGGAGCUGCAGGCUCCAAUCCAAGAAAUCAAGACAGCUCUUUUUGGACGAUUGAUAUCACUGUUACUCCAAAUGUUUCUAAGCCUUGCGCUCUUCGGAGACCUGAAGCGUCUCCAGAGGCGGGGAAGUGAGAAGGGGGCGGGGGCGGCGGCGUUUGGAAGCCAGCGAGUGCCUCUGUACUGUGUUCCCCCCCUUAAGCCCCCUUGUCGAGUGUGCGGCGGCCAUCACUACAGCAGCAUCAGCCGCACUUCCUCUUAACAGGCUCAAUCUGGCAAUAACCACCUGCCUGCCUCUGAUGUGGCCCACGCCCACCGACUCUUAAAAAUUUUUUAAAAAUAAAUAAAAAAUAAACACACAAAAAUCACUUUAGCUGGAAGAUUUAAUAGUCAUAUUUCUGGAUUUUUUGUUGUGGCGUUGAGACGCCGAAGUAGCCCUUCACUGUUCUUAUACAGAAAACACUCGAAUGGGAUCAAUACUAUAGACUUUGAUUGUGUUGGACAGUAUUCUGUACUACUUCCAGUCCAGGUUGUUUCUUGUUCAACUCUUGUUUUGGUCCAAGCUGCUCUCAUCGCCUAGCUGCUACACUGUCAUCACCCCCCCCCCCCCCCCCCCGCCCCCCCUCCUCCAGUGGGCCCUUGUACCAGUUUCUAUGCAAAAGACAAGAGGCCCUUCUACAAGCAGUCCCCUGCCCGAACCCACCCACCCCUACUGCGCACUUCACGAUGGCUGCCAUUUCUCCAAAACACUGUCGCCAUCUUUAGUCGGAACACGUUAUCAACAACACCCGCCGUGUCCGAGCAUGAUCUCAGGGUAGGGGGGGAGCGGACACCACCGCAACGACGCAGCUCUGAAACUCUGGCACACCUCGGCCUCCCAACACGUGGUGUGAAAAGAAGCCAACAAAGUGUGCCAACUUGACUGAAAGCACCCUAAGGGCGGGGCUGGGGGAUCAAUGUGUUGACGGGCAGCAGCAUCACAUCCUGGAAUGACUGACAUUUCUCUUUUAUGUUUUUGUGGGACAAACCUAACCUCGCAUUGGACGGUUCCAGUUUGCUACAGUGCACAGUUGAUGGGUAAUCCCGGGUACAUAUUUUUUUAAAACCAAAAAAAACUGCAAAAAAAAAAUAUCACACAUUUUAACAUCGUUUUUAUGAAGUUUGACAGAAAAAAAAAUCUUAAAAAACAAAACAAAAAGGUUGUAUAUGUUAAAGCUCUGCACUUCUAGCUGGAGGGUCGAGUCUCUCGUAACCCCAGGAAGAAGUAGACCAGCGACCCGGCUGCCUUUUAUUUGAAUCGUUUUUAUGUUGACGUCCUGCUCAAAGCCGGCCCACUGAUAUGAACUGUACAUUUCCACACAGCCAAAAAAAAAAAAAAAAAGGCUCCUGCGGGCCCAAACUGUAUCAGGCUCGCUCACACGGCGACGAGUUGGAGAGGUACAAAGUCUUAAAAAGGAAGAAAAAAAAAAAGGCUACCUUUUUCAGGACGUGACGUCCUGCAGCACACAAGCAAAAAUCACUAUUGCCUGUUUCUGUAACUGCCUUGAUGAUCCAAGCUCAGACAGACCCAAUAGCUGAGGAGUGGAAAACAUGCUGCACCAGCACUGAGAGGCUCUCUUCUACAUAGCAGUAUCUUGCAACAGCAACACGCCUCCGAUUGUAGCCUCUCAAAUGUUACCUUUGUGAUUGCCUCACCUGAAGAUGAGCAAUAUGUUUGCUUUUUUUUCCUCUUUGUUUUCGUCCCCCCGCAAAUAUGCGAAGAAACCAAUUUGGUUGUAAACGGAUACUUGAUCGUACAAAAGUUGGAGGUUGAAAUUCUGCACAUUUUGCUUUUUAUGGACAAGAUGCAGUGCAUCGAAGCAAGUGUACUCUAUUGUGUAUUUCUUUAAAGUAAAAAAAAAAAAAAAUGCCAGACAUGAUUAUUCCCCUCAGCUUAGAGCGUUUCCCAAAAUAACAUGACUUACAGAAAAGAAAUAUUAAACACAAAUACUUGAAUCAAUGAAAUACAAAGGAAAAAGGGCCACACUCGAAAGAAAAAAUAAUCAACUUUGAAGAGGGAAAUAAAGUCACAAAAUGUCUUGAUUUAACUUGGAAAAUUAACCUUACAAUAACUUUUUUUCCCCCAGGGACAAAUGUUGAUCAUUUAAAAAAAAAAAAAAAUUCACAUUUGUCAAAAAAAAAGUUUUAAUAUUACGCGAGGAAAAACAAGUCGAUAUUUGACCAAGCAAAUGUCAUUUUUGUAGUAAAAUGUGAAGUUUUUAAAAACAAGCUACUCUGAGGGGAAAAAUAUUUUACAAUCAAGUUGUAUUUUUGCUCACAUUAUUUUCCGAAAAAUUGUGAAAACAAUUCAGCGUGUAGAAUUAACAUUCUAAACGUAAACUUUAUUCUACGUACAUACUUCCACAAUGUAAAAAAUGUAAACUGUAAACAAGGUAAAAAAUGGAAAUUUAUACGACGUACAAACAUAUACAAGGUCAAAACAUACAUUUUUUACAAUGUCAAAUGUGUCAACUUUAUACGUCAAAAACACUAUACUACGUUAAAAGCGUAAACUCUAUAUUACAACGUUCAAACCUACACAAUGUUAAAAGCUUAAAGGCCUACUGAAAUUUGAUUUUUUUACUUAAACGGGGAUAGCAGGUCCAUUCUAUGUGUCAUACUUGAUCAUUUCGCGAUAUUGCCACAUUUUUGCUGAAAGGAUUAAGUAGAGAACAUCGACGAUAAAGUUUGCAACUUUUGGUCGCUAAUGAAAAAGCCUUGCCUUUACCGGAAGUAGCAGACGAUGACAUCACCGGUGUGAGGGCUCCUCACAUUGUUUAUAAUGUGAGCCUCCAGCAGCAAGAGCUAUUCGGAACGAGAAAGCGAAAAUUUCCCCAUUAUUUAAGCGGGUAUGAAAGAUUCGUGGAUGAGGAAAUUUAGAGUGAGGGACUAGAAAGAAAGAAAAAAGGCGAUUGCAUUGGGAGCAAUUCAGAUGUUUUUAGACACAUUUACUAGAAUAAUUCUGGGAAAUCUCUUAUCUUUCUAUUGUGUUGCUAGUGUUUUAGUGAGUUAAAUAGUACCUGAUAGUCAGAGGGGUGUGUCCACGGGUGUGUUGACGCCAGUCUCUGAGAGAAGUCACGAAGCUGCAGCAGGACAGAAGCUCCGCUGAUCUCCGGUAAAAGGCAACUUUUUAUAACAAUUUUCUCACCGAAACCUGCCGGUUGACAAGUGGUCAGGCUCCAUGUUCGCUCUACUGCUCUGAUCCAUAGUAAAGCUUCACCUCCGGGAAUUUUAAACAAGGAAACACUGUGUGUUUGUGUGGCUAAAGGCUAAAGCUUCCCACCUCCAUCUUUCUACUUUGACUCCUCCAUUAUUAAUUGAACAAUUUGCAAACGAUUCAGCAACACAGUUUCCAGAAUACUGUGUAAUUAUGCGAUGAAAAGAGAUGACUUUUAGCCCCAAGUGGUGCUGGGCUGAUAUGUCCCCUCCAACCAAUAAUGUCACAAACCCGCGUCAUCAUUCCGCGACGUUUUCAACAGGAAAUUCCGCGGGAAAUUUAAAAUUGCAAUUUAGUAAACUAAAAAGGCCGUAUUGGCAUGUGUUGCAAUGUUAAUAUUUCAUCAUUGAUAUAUAAACUAUCAGACUGGUCGGUAGUAGUGGGUUUCAGUAGGCCUUUAAGCUUUUAUACACUGUAUACAUUUUAAUAAACUUUAACUUUUCUUUUUCUAUUUUUAUAGCGCUCAUCCUGGUUAGGUUCAGGGUUAAGCUGGAGUCUAUCCCAGCAUGGGGAGACAAUGCAAACUGAUUGUGCGGCUAUUGUAGGCUUUUUUUUUUUACAUCAUUUGUAAAAAUAAUUUCGAUGUAAGAUUACAACCUUAAAUUAUUGCACAACUUUUUUCGUAACGUAACAUCUGUUUUCUGACUUCAUCCUCUUGAGACGACCAAAUAAUUCUUACAGUUGAAUUUCUGUUUUCUUUUGAAAGUGUGGCCCUAAAAUCUCCUUGGUAACGGCAAACCGUCGAAAAGCUAGGCUGAGAGGGUUGAAAUGUGUUGCAUUGAGUUACAAAUCCUUGCAAAAACUUUGAAAUGCAAGUGUGUGUGUGUGUGUGUGUGUGUGUGUGUGUGUGUGUGUGUGUGUGUGUGUGUGUGUCACCUUCUAAUGUUGCACUUAGUGUGUCGUAGCCCUCACUCAGCUAAUCGUAGACAAAAGUACGGAGGGGAGACGGUGACAACUCAUGUGUAAAUGUUUACUCAAGGACUUAAUGGACUUUUUCUUUUCAUUGUAUAAAAGUUUAUCUACCUUAUAGUGGCUUUUAUUGUGGAAUAAUCCCCAUGCAGGAUUAUCAAUGAGUAUUGCACCAUUGUGUUCCCAUGUAAAACGGUUAAAAAAAACAACUAUUAAGGUGUGGCCAUAGGAAUUAGUGUUAGCUUCAAGAGCAAUGGGAAACAGGAGGGGAUGUCAUUUCAGAGGUGCCUAUAAUUUUGUUUGAUUCUUCUUCUGCAAAAGCCACUUGUUGUCAUUUACAAGCAUUUCAUUUGUGUAACCGUGGAGCGAGUAGGAAUCUAUGACAGGAAUGUUGUGUGUUUCAUAAAAGCGUCAAACACGGACAUGAAAACCUUGCAAAAUGAAGAUUUAUGCUACUUUGCGAACUCUGGGAUUGAUCAGUGUUGUGUUGUCCUAUUUCAAGUUGUUGACACAUGAUCUCUUUUUUUGUGUUUGUGUUGUUUGCCAUUAUUAUGGGUCACUAUCUUGCACACUUGUAAAAGAUUCAUGGAUUUUUGUCUCAGGAAGGUCAGGGUUCUAACAUCCCAACUCCUCCAUCGUUUCUUCACAACUAAGCAACAGGCACCGGUGAAGCGAUUGCUUUCUUUGUUUUGAGUUGAAAAGACAAGAAGAAAUGUUUGUAGCAAGUUCCACAUAUUUACCAAAUAAGACUGAGAAUCAACUGAAUUUAAAGAGAAAAAGAAAGUGCUUUACAUGUGAAAUCCCAAGUAGACGUUGCUUUACAUUUGAAACAGAUCAAUGAAAAUGUUCUUGCUUCUAUGUGUAUUCCUGUGCAGGAUGUUACUUGUCAAUCAUCUCUCCGUGCAAACAGCUGGUUUUAAAAGGAUCAUGAUCUAUGCACAAAGUGGGAGGGGCAAGUCCUUGGGGUUCAGGGUUUGAUGUCUGCUUUUUGUCUCUUGUCAUGUUUUAGCGAGCCCUUACAUCGCCAUGCUGUGUAACCCUUUUAACCAAUGAGCGCUUGUCCUUCUGCUAAAGCACUGUGGGUCCUACUGAGAAGAAGCCCAGGAUUUUAAUAAAAGGCUCUUUAAAGGGUUUUUUAGGAUGGGGGAGUGGGGGGGAUGGGGGUACUUUUGCCUUUACUUUAAAAAGAAAAGAAAAAAAACGUGCAAAAAAAUGUCUGUAACUGAAAUACAAAGUUGUGGCUUUUAAUGUUGUUCCUUUUCCUCAUAGAAUGUGAUUGUUAAGGACAUGCACCGGACAAAAACAAGUUUCCAUGUGAAUUUAUGGAGCUUAUUUCCGAUUCUAUUAAUAAAGUUCAGAUUUUCUUGGCUGUUA